Messenger RNA from Vanessa tameamea, 2585 nucleotides. It is a transcript of the gene Mer, whose product is annotated as Merlin. The transcript is spliced from 12 exons. Gene Ontology annotation, molecular function: actin binding; integrin binding. Gene Ontology annotation, cellular component: filopodium; cytoskeleton; adherens junction. The coding region runs from base 283 to 2118 and encodes 611 amino acids. Gene Ontology annotation, biological process: positive regulation of early endosome to late endosome transport; regulation of gliogenesis; negative regulation of cell population proliferation. NCBI's taxonomy places the organism in Eukaryota, Metazoa, Arthropoda, Insecta, Lepidoptera, Nymphalidae. The record is from RefSeq and is a predicted model, not a curated record.
AAAUAAAAAUAAACACAAUCGAAUGAAAGGUGAAACGGAACGGCUGCGUUAGUUUUUCAGAAUAUUUUUUUUUUAUUCACCUCGCAUUCUUGUUUCAUUGACGUUCCUCUUGUUUGUAAAUAAUAACCGCUGGAAAUAGUAUGCGAUGUGAAAUUACGCGCAUUCUUCGAUCGAGUGUACAUUACGUAAACCUUAGUUUGCAAGUUAAUUAAAGUAUGUUAAUAGGAACCUAACCUAUAGGUGGAAUCAUAGUUUUCUUUAAUAAAGAAAUGAUACGGGAUAAUGCCGCCCUUUAGGAGGAAGAAAGCUGCCAAGUCGUUCCCAGUGAAAGUUUGUACUUUGGACGCAGAGUUGGAGUUCAACCUUGAGUGGCGAGCAACUGGCAGAGAUUUAUUUGACUUGGUAUGCAGAACUAUAGGCUUAAGGGAAACAUGGUUCUUUGGACUACAGUUCGAGGAUACAAAGCACUUCAUAAGUUGGCUGAAGUUGGAUAAAAGAGUACAAGAUCAAUGUGUCUCACAAAUGCCAGGCACUCCAUUCAUGCUCCUCUGCAAACUCUAUCCUGAAGAUGUUGCAGAAGAGCUUAUCCAAGAGGUCACACAGCACCUGCUCUUCCUACAAGUGAAGCAGGCAAUACUCAGCAUGGAUAUAUACUGUCCUCCAGAAGCAUCUGUAUUGCUCGCAAGCUAUGCAGUGCAGGCAAAAUAUGGUGACUAUGAUGAGAGCGCUUCAAAGCCCGGCAUGCUGGCCAGCGAAGACCUUCUCCCUCAAAGGGUGAUAGACCAGUACCAAAUGACGCCAGAAAUGUGGGAGGAAAGGAUUAAAAUAUGGUACGCGGACCACAAAGGCAUGUCACGUGAUGAAGCCGAGAUGGAGUAUUUGAAGAUAGCACAGGAUCUGGAUAUGUACGGCGUCAAUUAUUUUGCUAUAAAUAACAAAAAGGAAACAGACCUGUAUCUCGGCGUCACAGCUCUGGGCCUCAACAUAUACGAGAAGGACAAUAAGUUGACCCCCAAAACGACUUUCCCGUGGUCCGAGAUAAAGCACAUAUCGUUCGACGAUAAGAAAUUCGUCAUCAAGUUUGUCGACAAGAGUGUCAAUAAUUUUAUAUUUUUCUCACCAAAGGGUAUGAACAAAUUGAGUUUUUUUUCACAGAUUUUAGAUUUAUGUAUUGGUAACCACGAUCUUUACAUGCGAAGAAGGAAACCGGACACAAUGGAAGUUCAACAGAUGAAGGCUCAGGCCAAGGAGGAGAAACAGCGACGUCAGAUCGAACGCAACAAGCUCGCGCGAGAGAAGCAGUUGCGGGAGACUGCGGAGAGGGAGAGAGCUGCCAUGGAACAGAGGCUGCUGCAAUACCAGGAGGAAAUCAGGCUGGCCAACGAGGCUUUGCGCCGCUCCGAGGAGACGGCGGAGCUGCUGGCGGAGAAGGGUCGCGUGGCGGAGGAGGAGGCGUCGCUGCUGGCGCAGAAGGCGGCCGACGCCGAGCGGGAGAACGCGCGGCUGCGCCUCUCCGCCAUCCGCACCGAGGAGGAGAAGGUUCACUUAGAACGAAAAACUCGUGAAGCGGAGUUCCUGACGGCGCGACUGGUCGAGGAGUCUGAGAAGCGAGCGGCGGAAGCGGAGCGGCUCAAGGCGGAACUGCUAGCGGCGAAAGUCGCGGAGAAACAAGCAAAGGAGAAACUCCUCAAUUUCCUUAGCAGAACUUCAACUGGAUCGUUACCACCUCCUCAGACAUCUAGCACAGUACCGUCAUCAAUGUUCCCUUCCACCUGCUCGCUGCCAGCAGAGCUGGGUGGCGAUAUGCUGCAGAACGGCUCCACGGGCGACGAAAUCAACUCCUACCAACUAGUGUCCGAUGACGACCCGCACGUGCACCGACUGUCGCUGGAGAUCGAAAAGGAGAGAGUGGAGUACCUGGCCAAGUCGAAGCACCUGCAGCAGCAGCUGGACGAGCUGCGCUGCGAGUUCUCCGUGCUGCGCGUGGAGCAGAGCGGCGCCACGCUCGACCGCCUGCACGAGGCGCAGGCGCGCGCCGGCGACGACAAGUACAGCACGCUGCGCCGCCUCAAGCAGGGCUCCACGCGCACGCGCGUCGCCUUCUACGAGGAGCUGUAGGCCCCAACCCCCCGCCCGCUCUACGUGAACCGGGAAAAGAUCAACUUAGACCGUUUCACACAAUUCCAAGCAUUGUGAGUAUUAUCAUUACUUACCUCCGUUACAUAUAUGUUAAUUGAACAUGGAGUACAAAGUAUUAUAUACAAUUAAAAGUGCCUUAUUAAUUAAAUAACAUUUAUAAUACGGAGAUGUAUCAAAAAUCAUAGUAAAAUUACAUAUAAAUCUGUCUUAUUUAAUUAUUUGUUUCGUAGUUUUUUUUAAGUGUAAGGAUGACUGGAGUUGGUAGGUUUAUUUUUAUAAUUAAUUUUUAUUUUUCGCGAUUUGUGGCAGCCCCAUUUAAUUUAUAUUACAUUCCAAUGGCAGAAGUAGUAAAGAUAAACACACUUUAAAUUUAUUAUACACUGAACUGAAAUAGCUGAACCUACGGCUUUCAAACUCAAACUCAAACUUCCUUUAUUCAACAUAGA